AUGGGCUCAGUCAUUCCUCAAACCCAAACCGUCGCCCUGGUCUCCAACCUCGGCGGCACCGUCGAAUUCAAAGACGACUACCCCGUCCCAACCCCAGGCCGCAACGAAGUCCUAGCAAAGGUCCUUUACACAGGUGUCUGCCAAAGCGACCUCCACACAAAAUCCGGCACAGCAGCCGGCCCCGACGGCAACCCCAUAACAAAAAUCAAACUGCCACACAUCGGAGGCCACGAAGGAAUCGGCCGAAUCCUCUCCCUGGGUCCCGACAUUACACACCCGACAGGCCUUAAAGUCGGCGGACUGGUAGGGAUCCGCUUCGCAAGCCGUAUCUGCAGACGCUGCGAGUUCUGUCUCGCGGGUACAGAGCAGUACUGCGUGCGCUCCACGAACCAUCUACACCACGAGGACGGCAGUUUCCAGGAGUAUAUUGCGCUGGAUGCGGACUACUUGACUGUUUUGCCGGAUGAUGUGGAUCCGGUUGUUAUGGGGCCGGUGCUUUGUGCGGGGUUGACUGCUUACAAGGCCGUGUUGAAUACGCAGAUCCAGCCUGGGAACUGGUUGGUUGUUGUUGGGGCCGGUGGUGGUCUUGGGCAUUUGGCCGUACAAUACGCUCGAGCACAAGGAGCCCUCGUUAUCGGGGUGGAUACCGGGUCCGGUAGACGAGAAUUCGUCCUCGGACUUGGCGCGAGCGAGUAUAUCGACUUUGCAACCGAGGAUCCUGUGAAGAAAGUGCAAAGCAUAACUGGGCUAGGCGCGCACGCUGUUGUUGUCACGGCCGGUAGUGCCAGGGCUUUUGCCAAUGCGUGUGAUAUGUUACGGGUGGGAGGGUGUUUGAGCUGUGUGGGCAUUCCGCCUGGACGCCCGGGUCUGGAGACGCCGAUCUGCACGAUUGUGAUCAAAGGGUUGAGAAUCACGGGUAAUCUUGUUGGAUCACUGAAAGAGUGUAUGGACGCUGUUGAGCUAGUGCGGCGCGGGGUUGUCAAGCCGGUUAUCAAGGUAAGGCCAUUUAGGGAUUUGUCGAAGGUCUACGAGGAUAUGGAAAAGGGGGAUAUCUCUGGACGAGUGGUUCUUCAAGUUGCCAAUGAUUGA
Molecule: messenger RNA, 1089 nt
Organism: Aspergillus versicolor CBS 583.65
Lineage: Eukaryota; Fungi; Ascomycota; Eurotiomycetes; Eurotiales; Aspergillaceae
Product: zinc-dependent alcohol dehydrogenase
Exons: 4
Coding region: 1-1089 (362 amino acids)
Molecular function (GO): oxidoreductase activity; zinc ion binding
Source: RefSeq, a predicted model, not a curated record